CCGUGGCUUGACGCGCAGCGAGGACCAGCCUGCUGCGCACUUGACAGGAUAUACAGACAGAGCGCACUGCGGCAGUGGGGAUGAACGGGGCAAGUGCGGAGUCUCGUAAACACGCUUAAGCGCGUUUUUAUGACUGGAUUAUUGUGUUGUUAUUUUCUGAGACUUGUUUACAGCGGCAACAUUGUGAGCGGAUACCCUCCUGUGUGAGCGCAUCAAGGGACAAGCCUGGGACCUGGAGGGGCCCCUCCACACUUAACAGUGGAGUGGAGAUGCUAAAACAGAAGUAAUGUUUUAAGAAUACAGUGAAGCCCAGGUGCCUGACAGCCCAUGUGUGUCUGGGCCAACCCUCUGAACGAGGAGUGAAGAGUGAGAGCAGUGCAUUCUGGAGCACGAGCAUGGUUCACCUCUCCUCUGCCUGGCUGCUGGGAGGCCCUCUGGGCCUGUUUCUGAUGGUUCCUGUCCUCAUGGCCCCCACUCCUUCGAGCUUGUGUACCCCUCUGAAGACCCUGAACGACAGCCUGAGCUACAGGAAGCGUUACAUGAAGCACAACUUUCCUAUCAACUACGGCAUACGUGUUCAUUAUGAGGAAAUAUUCAAACUCUCCAACAUAAGCUGGAUGAGAGUAAAUGUGGAGGGCUUGGAUGAGCUGACUCUUCAGAGACUUUGGUUCCAAGUCAAUCAAGGCAUCUUAAAAAAGCUCAUUCGUGUGAUGCCUGAGAGACAUCCAUCGCGGCGGUAUACUGCAGAGCUGGAGACACGACUCCGAGAUGCAGAGGGAGUCUUUGUUUUGGCACAUCCAGCUGAGGUGUUCCAGCAGGAGCUUCCAGAGUCAGUCCAAGACAUUUGGGAUCAGUUAACUGAAGAGCCAGAAAAAGUGUCCAGCUGGAGAUAUGCCACUCCAAAGUCCCUCAUGGACAACCUGUGCCGCACCAUGCACUGUCUGUUCAGCGAAUGUUUUACCACAGAAGCACAGCAUGACUGUGAGUAGGACAUCACCAGUGUCCUCAUGUUGUGAAGACUGUGACAGGUCCCAUUGGAGGAAAGGCAAGAAGAAUGUGAACACAAAAAGCUGAGAAGAAGCCAUGAAGGAGAACGUGUUCAUGGAAUCAUAUUUUAGCCUGUCCCCUGAGCAGAGAGGACUGCAGAAGGACAAUAAACACUGACAGUACCAGUCCUGAUUUAUGGAAAUCUGUGCAAUGACGAAGGAGCAAGUCAAAUGAACACACUUGGGAAAAAACAGUAAAUGCGUAAUAUGAUUUCAUCAUUAUACUUCAUAUCAUUACAAAGAAACAAAUAUUUUCUUUGUGAGUGACAGAUGUUUAAGAGAUUUGUUAUACAAGUUAUAUGUAUAUUCAAUCAUGUUAAAUGAUGUUUAAAGAAGGAAGAAGGAGCUGAUCCAGCUCUGCACCUCCAGAACAGGAGCUCUCUACACCGUCAGGAUAUGAUAACUGUGGCACGUCCUGUGCACCAGUGGACCUGCCCGCUCACUGCACAAGAAGCCUACAUGGAAGCCUACAAGGUUCAUGUCCCCCUCACUUUGUACUCCAAGUAAAUAUUACUGCUAUGAAUGUAGCGAGCUACAGCCAGAACCAUGGACCCAACGCAAAGUAACGCCAAAAACUGCUGUUGUCUAUGUAUUUUGUGACUGCCUUAAUAUGUAUUUUGUGACUGCCUUAAUUUAAUGUGCCAUUAUGAUAUACAUUGUUGCCUAUCCAAAGGUCCAGGACUAAUGCAAGACAUUGUUAAAUAUUCAAAGCUGAAUGCACAGUAGUGAUACAGUAUAACAGGUUUCAUCACAGUUUGAAUCAGCAGAUUUAAACCAUUUUAGCUGCAUUUGAAUUCACAGCUAUCAAACAAAUAUUUUAUUUUAUAUAAAAAAUUGAAAACUAACAUUUGGUGAGAACUGAAGAUAUAUAUGUUCUCCAAGAAUUUAUUUUUAAUACAAGCUGGACAAAUUUCUGAGCAUUAAACAAAGCAAUUAACUGGCCUCAGCAUCAACCACAUUGAUUUGAAUAGAAGUUUAAAGUGAAACUAGAUUUACCAAAAAUUUGAAUGUUAAAGCAUUCUGUUAUUUCAACAUUAUAGUAGAACUCCUUCUGUUUUUAGAAUGUAUGAAUUAUUAAAUGUAACUCUUCAGCAGGGAGAAUGAACAUACUAUCAUUGAGAUCAAGUACAACUGUCAUUUAGUUAAACAUACAACCUUUGCCAAACCUGAUUGGCACCACCAAAACAAAACUAUAACAGUAAAAAGCAUUUAUAGAAUGUUGCCUGUGGUCUGAAAUUGACAUUCUAGAAAUAGAGUUUUAUAUGCAAGAUAUUGAAUGUAUUUAUUUUUUGGAAAAUGUAUAGACUUAUCAUUUUGAAAGAAAAUUUAAAAUAAAAUGGCUGUGUAGCAA
Boleophthalmus pectinirostris (great blue-spotted mudskipper) is the source of this 2397-nucleotide messenger RNA. It is a transcript of the gene il34, whose product is annotated as interleukin 34. Gene Ontology annotation, molecular function: macrophage colony-stimulating factor receptor binding; cytokine activity. Gene Ontology annotation, biological process: positive regulation of protein phosphorylation; positive regulation of macrophage differentiation; positive regulation of cell population proliferation. Lineage: Eukaryota; Metazoa; Chordata; Actinopteri; Gobiiformes; Gobiidae. The record is from RefSeq and is a predicted model, not a curated record. The transcript is spliced from 8 exons. Bases 396 to 989 code for a protein of 197 amino acids.